CUGGAUGAUCUCGGCGCAGUUCGGACGGAGCGGCUUCUUCCCUGUGGUCGCCAUUUUAUCCGACGUCCUGUGUGGGCGGCUGAGGCUGGGGGAGAGGAGGGUGCUCCUGGUUCGAGUGAGGCGCGGAGAGGACGUGCUCGGGUGUACGGUUCGCUGGAGACAUGAUGGCCACUGGGGAAAGCACGACUGAGCAGGUUGCAGAGUACGUUCCGGAAAAGGUUAAGAAGGCAGAAAAGAAGUUGGAAGAUAACCCAUAUGACCUUGACGCUUGGAGCAUUCUCAUUCGAGAGGCACAGAAUCAGCCUAUAGACAAAGCCCGGAAGACAUAUGAGCGCCUAGUGGCCCAGUUCCCAAGUUCUGGCAGAUUCUGGAAACUUUACAUUGAAGCAGAGAUUAAAGCUAAAAACUAUGACAAGGUUGAAAAGUUAUUUCAGAGAUGCCUCAUGAAGGUCUUACACAUAGAUCUGUGGAAAUGUUACGUGUCCUAUGUUCGCGAGACCAAAGGGAAGCUUCCAAGUUACAAGGAGAAAAUGGCACAAGCAUAUGACUUUGCUCUAGAUAAAAUUGGCAUGGAAAUAAUGUCAUAUCAGAUCUGGGUUGAUUACAUCAACUUUUUAAAGGGCGUGGAAGCUGUGGGAUCCUAUGCAGAAAACCAAAGAAUCACCGCUGUACGCAGGGUCUACCAGCGAGGUUGUGUCAAUCCAAUGAUUAACAUCGAGCAGCUCUGGAGAGAUUACAACAAGUACGAAGAGGGUAUUAAUGUCCACCUCGCAAAGAAGAUGAUAGAAGACCGGAGUAGAGAUUAUAUGAAUGCCAGAAGAGUGGCUAAGGAAUAUGAGACAGUUAUGAAAGGCUUGGACCGCAAUGCUCCCUCCGUGCCCCCACAGAAUACCCCCCAGGAGGCUCAGCAGGUAGAAAUGUGGAAAAAAUACAUACAGUGGGAGAAGAGUAAUCCCCUCCGGACAGAAGAUCAGACUCUCAUAACCAAAAGAGUCAUGUUUGCUUAUGAGCAGUGCCUGCUGGUGUUAGGGCAUCAUCCGGACAUCUGGUAUGAAGCUGCACAGUAUCUGGAACAGUCCAGUAAGCUGCUGGCUGAGAAAGGGGACAUGAACAACGCCAAACUGUUCAGUGAUGAAGCUGCCAGUAUUUAUGAACGUGCAAUUAGUACCUUGCUAAAGAAGAAUAUGCUGCUGUAUUUUGCCUAUGCUGACUAUGAAGAGAGCCGUAUGAAAUAUGACAAGACUCACAUGAUAUAUAAAAGACUUCUUGAAACAGAGGAUAUUGACCCCACUUUGGUUUAUAUUCAAUAUAUGAAGUUUGCAAGACGGGCCGAGGGCAUCAAAGCUGGGCGAAUGAUCUUCAAAAAAGCCAGAGAAGACGUUCGAACCCGCCAUCAUGUGUACGUCACAGCAGCCUUAAUGGAGUAUUACUGUAGUAAGGACACAUCAGUGGCCUUCAAGAUAUUUGAGUUAGGAUUGAAAAAAUAUGGAGACAUCCCUGAAUAUGUCCUGGCUUAUAUUGAUUAUUUAUCUCACCUCAAUGAGGACAAUAACACAAGGGUAUUAUUUGAACGUGUUUUGACAUCUGGGAGUCUGCCACCUGAGAAAUCUGGUGAGAUCUGGGCCCGGUUCUUGGCAUUUGAGAGUAAUAUUGGAGAUCUAGCGAGUAUUCUGAAAGUGGAGAAGAGGAGAUAUACUGCAUUCAAAGAGGAGUACGAGGGGAAGGAGACAGCGCUGCUGGUGGACAGGUACAAGUUCAUGGAUCUGUACCCGUGCUCUGCAAGUGAACUCAAAGCUUUAGGAUAUAAGGAUGUUUCCCGUGCCAAAUUAGCUUCUAUGAUCCCAGACCCAGUGGUGACUCCUUCAACAGCCCCAUCCUUAAAGGAUGAGAUUGACAGAAAACCUGAAUAUCCCAAACCAGACACCAGCCAGAUGAUCCCUUUUCAACCAAGACACCUAGCCCCUCCUGGACUUCACCCAGUGCCUGGAGGUGUGUUCCCAGUGCCUCCUGCUGCUGUGCUACUAAUGAAGCUGCUUCCUCCACCUCUGUGUUACCAGGGUCCUUUUGUGCAGGUGGAUGAAGUUAUGGAGAUCUUUCGCAGGUGUAAGCUUCCAGAUACUGUUGAAGAGGCGGUCAGAGUCAUUACUGGGGGCCAGGCGGAACUAAUGCAGGAGACCAACGGACCCAUUGAAGUGAACACCCUGAUCAACAAAUCGCUCAAAAGGCCCAACGAGGACUCAGAUGAUGAUGAAGAAAAGGGCGCCGUAGUGCCUCCCGUUCAUGACAUCUACAGAGCUCGACAGCAGAAGAGGAUUCGGUGAAGCUGUGCACAAUUCAGAAAGAUGUCUGAAAGAGACAGACUUAUCAACCAAUGGUUUCCUUUGCCUCAAACCUACUGCUUUAAGGACAAGCAUAUUAACAGCACCUCGGAAAUUAGGGGACAUCGGUGCCUGUGAGGAGUAAAAACUCUUUCCUUCAGGAAGGACAAAGUCUUUCAUUGUACAUUAUUCAUGCUUGUUUUAAUGUACAGAGAAGGCUCAAUGAGGCUUCUGCAUUUUAUUUUCAAAAACUGGAUGGCUUAAAACAGCAACUGUUUGUGUUUUUCUUUUUUUUAAAAAA
Messenger RNA from Nanorana parkeri, 2619 nucleotides. RefSeq names its product cleavage stimulation factor subunit 3 (gene CSTF3). Gene Ontology annotation, cellular component: nucleus. NCBI's taxonomy places the organism in Eukaryota, Metazoa, Chordata, Amphibia, Anura, Dicroglossidae. Gene Ontology annotation, molecular function: mRNA binding; protein binding. The transcript has 21 exons. Gene Ontology annotation, biological process: mRNA 3'-end processing. The coding region runs from base 162 to 2321 and encodes 719 amino acids. The record is from RefSeq and is a predicted model, not a curated record.